GUUUGAAAAGAGAAAAAGAAAGACUCGAUUCUGUUGUAAUACGAUCGCCUCUUAGCCAGCUUUGGACUUUUUCAUCACCGUGACGCGCUUCCCCUCUUUGGAUUGAAUGCUUGAAGUCCUUUUGCAUUCUGUUCACUGUUAGAAUCAAGAUUGUUUCCCCCCACCGCCAGUUUUUCCGCCACUCUUGUUAUUACCACUUUUCUUUUUUCUCUACUAGAAACUGGCUAUACAUAAUAUUUCUCUUCGCUACGUUAUUGUGAAGAAUACCUAAAACCCCCACUUAUUUUCUUUACUUUUCCUACUCCUCACCCUCUCUGUUCGGUUGAGAUAUUCCCUAACCUUCACACGACACUCACAAUACCAACCAACUAGAUGGACCCCAACACGGCUGCAUCGUAUCAGCCACAGAUCGACCGUUCUCGCUCGACUAACUCCAGACUGGGCGAUGAUAAUUUGACGACAGGUAUAAGGCCGCGACGACAGAAAUCGUUGGUCAGACCUGAACGAGAGCGUAUCGAUCCAAAUCAUCGACAAUUUCAUUAUCGACAACGUGCUACAGAACAUCUUGGGGUGGAACAAGUGGCUGCAAGUUCAACCGGUAAUAUUCCUUUGCAUUAUCAAGAGGUUCCAGAACGAAGAGCGCAAAGACUACCUUCAUUUCGACGUCAAGUACCUCCCGUCAGACGUGGAAAAAGUAUCUUAGGCAGAGAAGAACCUCCCAAGGAAAAAAUAAAUGUCAAGCCUGCUGCUGCCAAACGAACACCAAGUCAACCGUCUGCAGGAGGUUCUGAUGGUUCCGAAACAAUCACUGGAAAUGAUAGUGCAGCGCCAGCCAACGCUGUUGUAUUGGACGAUCAAGCCAAAAGCAGAUUGCCAGAUAUGUGGAAUAUCUAUGUUCGAGCCCUGACGUGUUGUUUUCCUGGCAGCGUUCUUCGUUCAUUCGGACUCAAGGAUGAGCGUGCUCAGUAUGCAUGGCGUGAAAAGAUCGGCCUUUUGUCCAUUAUUGCUAUUAUCAUGGGAUUUGUCGGUUUCCUUACUUUUGGAUUUACGGAGGCUGUUUGCCCGACCCCUCCCUUGAGUUUUCAUGCCGGAUCAAUCAAUAAUGGUUAUCUCUUGAUCAAUGGAUGGGCUUACCAAUUAUCAUCCUGGCAAGAUCAUCCUGCCAUUCCCGGCGUCACCAACGAAAGUACCAACCCACUUUAUCCUCCUAUCAAUGCUGGUGGCAUGGAUGCCACCUUCCUGUUUCAGAAUGUGAACCAACGCUGUCUCAACAUUAUUGUUCCUAAAUCUGGUGCGCAAAUUCACCAAGACGGAAACAAAGUACCGACAUAUUUCCCUUGCCGCAUGUUCGACCCAAACAAUACCAUUGCUCCUGAUGCGAACACUUACUUGAACUACUCAGGAUGCCAUUUGUCUUCCUCUGCACGUACCAUGUACUACGACUUUUCAACUACCGGUGUACCCAACAAUAAGAAUGGUUUUGACAAAGCUGGACGUGUCUACUAUAAUUGGGAAGAUGUCACUGCAGAAAAGGGGUUAAUGGUUUACAAUAGUGAUGUGCUCAAUCUCAAUUUGCUGCAAUCUCUCCCUCAGAACUACUUUAAUGUCCCCACUGGAGGUUUAAUUGCAGCCCUCUUGGCCAACUCUUCCGGUUAUGUUGGAAGAGACAUGACCAGACACAUCUCUACGUUCAGAGGCUCAAACAAUGACUGGAAACAGGAAGCCGAUUGUCUUGCUGAUAUUAUUACCGUCGGUAUGCUGGAUACGGAAAGUAUCGGUUGUAUUGCGUCCGACAUUGUGCUUUAUGUUUCUUUGGUCGUUAUUCUCGGAGUCAUCAUUGUCAAGUUUGGUCUAGCUGUCAUCUUUGGCUGGUUCCUCUCGUGGAAGCUGGGUAACUUCAACGAAGGCACAUCCUAUAAGGAGAGAAUGAAACGUGCUGCAGAAAUCGAAAAUUGGACAGAGGGCAUCUAUCAACCUGCCGAUGCUAUCAAGCCAAAGAGCCCUUACUCUUCGUCCACUGCCGCCUCUCCCUAUGGUGGAUUGAAUGCUCGUCGAAAAACCUUUUUGCCACAAACAUCUCGUUUCACUCAACCUGAAUUUGGCUCUAAUCGAUUCAAUGCUAUGGAACGCACCACCAGUACUACCUUUUGGAAUUCAGGACCAGGUUCAUCCAGCCCUGGUCUCGGACCACUUUCUGGUUCUCGCAAUUCUAUGUUUGGAUCGAAUUUUGGAACUCCUCCUGCAUCGCCUUCACUGCGUGGCAUCAAUGACACUUCUUCGUUUCAUCGCCAGAGUCAGAUCUACUCGCCUUCCCGACGAUCAUCCGUCUCAUCUUCAGGCAUGGGAAGCAUUUCACAACAAUCUACUUGUCCUUUCCCGCUUUCGAAGCAUGUGAUUCAACAACCCAAACCAGAUUAUAUGCCGUUCAACUUUGCUUUGGCGCACACUAUCUGCUUAGUCACUUGUUACUCUGAAGGAGAAGAAGGUAUUCGAACCACUCUGGAUUCCAUUGCCACGACCGAUUAUCCCAACUCGCACAAGCUUAUCUUGGUUGUCUGUGAUGGUGUUAUUACUGGUCAUGGUAACGCCAUGUCAACUCCGGAUAUUUGUGUAUCCAUGUUGCGUGAUUGCAUUGUUCCCAAGAAUCAAGUACAACCUUAUUCCUACAUUGCCAUUGCUGAUGGAUCCAAGCGACAUAAUAUGGCCAAGAUUUACGGUGGUUUCUACAAAUAUGACAACAACACCGUUGACCCCGCUCAACAACAGCGUGUACCCAUGGUGGUCGUCGUCAAGUGCGGUACCCCCGAAGAAGCCAAAGAAAAGAAACCCGGUAAUCGUGGCAAACGUGAUUCUCAGAUUGUUCUCAUGUCUUUCAUGCAAAAGGUUAUGUUUGAUGAACGCAUGACUUUGAUGGAGUACGAGUUCUUCAAUACCAUUUGGCGAAUUACCGGGGUUAGCCCCGACAAGUACGAGAUUUGUCUCAUGGUGGACGCCGAUACCAAGGUUUACCCCGACGCCCUUUCCAGAUUAGUAUCCUGUAUGGUGAAGGAUCCCGAAAUCGCUGGUCUGUGCGGUGAAACGAAGAUUGGUAACAAAACGGACAGUUGGGUCACUAUGAUUCAAGUGUUUGAAUACUAUAUCUCUCACCAUCAAUCUAAGGCUUUCGAAUCCAUCUUUGGUGGUGUAACAUGUUUGCCUGGUUGUUUCUGUAUGUAUCGUAUCAAAGCUCCUAAGGGUCCUAAUGGUUACUGGGUUCCUAUCUUGGCCAACCCUGAUAUUGUCGAACAUUAUUCUGAAAACGUUGUGGAUACGCUUCACAAGAAGAAUUUGUUGCUUCUCGGAGAAGAUCGUUACUUGUCCACUCUCAUGUUGCGUACUUUCCCCAAGCGUAAGAUGGUAUUCGUUCCUCAGGCCGUCUGUAAAACCGUUGUUCCUGAUACGUUUGCCGUUCUAUUGUCACAACGUCGUCGAUGGAUUAACUCUACCAUUCACAAUUUGAUGGAAUUGGUUCUCGUGCGAGAUCUUUGCGGUACCUUCUGUUUCUCUAUGCAAUUUGUUGUCUUCAUGGAAUUGGUCGGAACAGUGGCUCUCCCCGCUGCCAUCUCUUUCACCCUUUACCUUAUUAUUCUUGCUAUCAUUGGAAAGCCGGCUAUUAUCCCACUUAUUCUAUUGGCCAUUAUUCUCGGUUUACCUGCUGUUUUAAUCGUAAUGACUAGUCGCAAGGUUGUCUACGUUGGAUGGAUGUUGGUCUACCUCUUCUCUUUGCCCAUUUGGAACUUUGUUCUACCCGCCUACGCUUUCUGGCACUUUGACGAUUUCUCCUGGGGAGAAACACGUAAGGUGGCUGGUAGCGGAAAGGAAGAAAAUCACGGUGAUAAGCAAGGAGAAUUCGAUAGUAGCAAGAUCACCAUGAAGCGCUGGGGCGACUACGAAAAGGAUCGCAAGGUCCGACUUGCAGCUGAAGCCGGACUCCCCCCUCCUAAAUUCGCUGACCGGUCCUCACGCCUAGACAUCUUUAGAGACACAUCCCCUGCAUCCAAUACAUAUCACAAAGCCGGAUCGACUGGUUCCAGCGACAGUGACUUACCAUUUAAUCAGAGCGAAUACGUACCUGCUGGAUACUCUGGUAGACGCCAUAACCGAAACGGUUCAGUGGAACUGCUUAGACUACCAUCACCUGGCCCUAACGCUCCAGCACAAACCAAAAAAUCAUUCCCAGAAGACCCAUAUGUGUAAUAAAACCUCUCCCAAAGCUGUACCUUUGUCUUAUAUAUCUUCCAUUAAACCAUUUUUCAUUAAACCAAUACCUCACCGUUAUGAAAACGUGGGAAACUAA
Umbelopsis ramanniana AG is the source of this 4336-nucleotide messenger RNA. RefSeq lists its product as uncharacterized. Gene Ontology annotation, molecular function: chitin synthase activity. NCBI's taxonomy places the organism in Eukaryota, Fungi, Mucoromycota, Umbelopsidomycetes, Umbelopsidales, Umbelopsidaceae. Bases 373 to 4236 code for a protein of 1287 amino acids. The record is from RefSeq and is a predicted model, not a curated record. The transcript is spliced from 7 exons. Gene Ontology annotation, cellular component: cell septum; cell periphery.